Messenger RNA from Python bivittatus (Burmese python), 2745 nucleotides. RefSeq names its product angiopoietin 2 (gene ANGPT2). Gene Ontology annotation, biological process: blood coagulation. Lineage: Eukaryota; Metazoa; Chordata; Lepidosauria; Squamata; Pythonidae. The record is from RefSeq and is a predicted model, not a curated record.
AGCAGUCCUCACCAGAAAGAUAACGGAUACACGCAGAGAGAGGAGUGUUUCUCGCUGCACAUGCCUCCUGGGUUGUGCUAUCAACCCAUCUGAAGACAAGAACAGCUUGUGUAUCUGUCUGUCUGAAUGAAAAAUGAAAACCCAACACCUGAAAAUGGAGCACAGAUCAAGCAGCAGCUGAGAAAAAUCUGCCUGUGACAGUUUGUUUUCAGCCACGCUUGGGACACAGGAAGAAACUCUUUCGUCUGACUUGCACAUGUCACUGCGGCACUGAUCUGACUGUUCAAAGAGACUCUCAGCACCAUCUGAAGCUUUGACAAAGUUCAGCUGGCUGAUCUACAAAGGAGAAAAUGAGGCUGCCUCUUUGUUAUUUCUUGAGCUGCAAUCUUGUUCUAAUAGCAGGCUACAAUUCCUUUCGGAAAAGCAUUGAGACUCUAGGCAAGAAGCAAUACCAAGUCCAGCACGGAUUGUGCAGCUAUACUUUCCUUCUGCCUGAGAUGGACAAUUGCCGGUCUUCCUCUACUACCUCCUACGUUUCUAAUGCUGUGCAAAGAGAUGCCCCGUUAGAUUAUGACGAUUCCAUUCAGAGGCUUCAGCUGCUUGAAAAUAUCCUCGAAAACAACACUCAAUGGCUAAUGAAGAUUGAGAAUUAUAUCCAAGAUAAUAUGAAAAAAGAAAUGGUUGAGAUUCAGCAGAAUGCAGUUCAGAACCAGACAGCAGUGAUGAUUGAAAUAGGCACAAACCUAUUAAAUCAAACAGCAGAACAGACCCGCAAAUUAACAGAUGUUGAAGCACAUGUAUUAAAUCAGACAAUGCGACUGGAGCUUCAACUGCUGGCACAUUCUAUCUCAACUAACAAACUAGAAAUACAGAUUUCAGAUCAGACCAAUGAGAUAGGUAAACUGCAAGAAAAAAACAGCCUUUUAGAAAAAAAAGUCCUCGAAAUGGAAAGCAAACACAUAUCCCAACUACAGUCAAUGAAAGAAGAGAAAGAUAAGCUUCAGUCACUUGUUUCCAGACAGAACUCCAUAAUAGAAGAACUGGAGAAACAGCUAGUCAAUGCUACUGCUAACAACUCAUUCCUGCAAAAGCAGCAACAUGACCUGAGGGAAACUGUGCAAAACUUGUUUGCUAUGAUUUCUACGCCACAACCAUCCAAGAAUGCCUUGGUCACUGGAAAAGAACAGAUCAGUUUCAAAGACUGCUCAGAAGCAUUCAAAAUGGGGUUUACAGCAAGUGGUAUUUACACAUUAAUUAUAUCUAAUACAGGAGAAGAAAAAAAGACAUACUGUGAUAUGGAGACAGCUGGAGGAGGCUGGACGAUUAUUCAGCAACGUUUAGAUGGCAGUGUAGAUUUUGACCGAACAUGGGCCGAAUAUAAAAUGGGAUUUGGAAACCCUUCUGGAGAAUACUGGCUAGGAAAUGAAUUGGUUUUUCAGCUAACCAACCAGAAGCAGUAUGUUCUGAAAAUACAAUUAAAAGACUGGGAAGGAAAUGAGGCAUAUUCCUUAUAUGAGCAUUUUUCCUUAGCAAGUGAAGAACUAAAAUACAGAAUCAACCUUAAAGGACUUACAGGUACAGCCGGCAAAAUAAGCAGCAUCAGUCAACCAGGAAAUGGGUUUAGCACAAAGGAUGUAGACAACGACAAAUGCAUCUGCAAAUGUUCACAAAUGUUAACAGGAGGAUGGUGGUUUGAUGCAUGCGGGCCUUCCAAUCUAAAUGGUCUAUACUAUCCACUGCGACAGAACACAAACAAAUUUAAAGGCAUUAAAUGGUACUACUGGAAAGGAGCAGGCUAUUCUCUCAAAGCCACAACUAUGAUGAUCCGUCCAUCAGAUUUCUAAAAAAGUUCAUACUUUUAUGUUGGAAAAUUAUGUUGAAAUAAUUUUAACAUACUUUAUUUGAGAAGUAUGUAAAACCAUGGAUGCUCCAUGACCAAUUUUCCUGUCUGGACAAUUUACAUAUGCAUCCUACAGGAAUCAGUGUUUCUAGUCCUGAUUUCAGCAUUGCUGAAUUUCAUCACAGUUCAGAGUCAUGCAAGAAGAAAUAACUAAUGCAAUAAUGAUUUUAAAAAGAGAAUAUUAGAAGGAUUCUGCAGAAGCUUAAGAACUUUGUUUUCAUGAACAUUUAUGAAGUUUGUGCAUAACUGGAACUGUGAAAUAUAUCUAGAUUAUCUAAAAUUUCUUCAGCCUUAAAUGUUACUUUAUAUCUUAACAUUGAACUCCAAUGGCUACCUUAAAAAGAGCACUGCUUUGUAAACUAUACCGUAUCUUAUUCUUAUUUCAUGCUGUUCCUUGUAAUUAUGUAAAUAAUAUUUUGUAAUUAAUGCCUAUAUCCAGAUUCUUGCCUUUAGUAAUCACACAUUCAAGGAUAUUUGGUAACACAUAUCAGUAUAUUUAAUAAGGCUGUAUAAAAAUAUUUCUAUAUUUUCAUGACUUUUUAAAAAUCCAAUACUGAGUAUAUAACAGACCACUAUUUUUAUACCUUACAUAUCAGAUGUUUGUAUCAGUAUUUUAAAGCUCAAAAUAUUCUUGCAAUUUACAGAACUCUGUAUGUGAACUCAGUAUAAUGUAUAAGAAAAUUGGACUAUUGUUCUUUAUUGUUCCUUUCUGUUAAAACAAUACCUGUUAAUUACAGUUUCUCAGUAUUUUGGACACCUUAGGAAGAUCUGCUUCUGUUUACUCUAGUUGAAAGAGAAGCUACUGAUUAAAAGAUUGAAAGGGUGCACAUCUUUUGAGGAACAUU